AUGAGCGCCAAGUCUGGCAUCUCCUUCCUGUUGAACCCGCAGUCCUCCGAUGACGCGGUGCUGAAGGUGACGGCACCUGCAAGCCCACCACCUCCGAUGUUCCAGUGCUUGAUGGCUAUGGCUCAAAGCCCCGACGCAGAGGCCACGUCGUCGCUGCUGCUGUUGGGGUCAUGCAUCGCGCCGCUGGAGAAGAUGAAUGCUAGCAAGAAGACGGUGGUGCCGGCAUUGUCGCUGGCUGCUCUGUGCGAGGCCAGCAGUGGUAGCAGUUACAGCAGCAGCAGCGCUUCCUCCGGCGGCAGCGACGACGACGACGAAGAUGCAGAAGAGCUGCCAGCACUGGAGACGGUGACUGUGAAGGCAACUACCCCAGCUGCCAAGCCAAAGCCCAAAGCGAAGCCGACCCGGAAGCGCAUCCGGAAGAACUGCACGCCACCCUGCAAGGUGGAAGGAUGCACCAACAUCAUUGUGUCCAGAGGUUGCUGCGUGCGUCACGGCGGUGGUUCGCGCUGCACGAUCGAGGGGUGUCCAAACCGAGCCAAACUGUAUAAGCGCUGCUUCCAGCACGGUGGCUUCAAGACGUGCGCGACCGAGGGCUGCACGCGCAAGUCCAAGCGCUACGGCCACUGCUGGUCGCACGGUGGGGGCCGCAUCUGUGUCAUCCCUGGUUGCGACAAGGUAUCGACCCAAGGCGGACUCUGUUGGGCUCACGGCGGCGGAAACCGAUGCAAGUUGGACGGAUGCAGUCGCCGAUCGUACCAAAAGUACGGCUACUACUGCGUCGACCACGCGGCCUUGAGCAAGGGCGAGGAGGCUUAA
This is a messenger RNA of Phytophthora sojae, 816 nucleotides long. RefSeq names its product TonB receptor activity. The transcript has a single exon. NCBI's taxonomy places the organism in Eukaryota, Oomycota, Peronosporomycetes, Peronosporales, Peronosporaceae. Bases 1 to 816 code for a protein of 271 amino acids. The record is from RefSeq and is a predicted model, not a curated record.